Suillus subaureus is the source of this 1926-nucleotide messenger RNA. RefSeq names its product Aldehyde/histidinol dehydrogenase. Lineage: Eukaryota; Fungi; Basidiomycota; Agaricomycetes; Boletales; Suillaceae. The record is from RefSeq and is a predicted model, not a curated record. Bases 172 to 1866 code for a protein of 564 amino acids. The transcript has 10 exons. Gene Ontology annotation, molecular function: L-glutamate gamma-semialdehyde dehydrogenase (NAD+) activity. Gene Ontology annotation, cellular component: mitochondrial matrix.
AUCGGGAUUAUGGAGAAAACAGGAACCAAGUAGAAAUCAAAGUGAAACAUUAUUCAGAGAUACCCGAGUUGAUGAGUAACCAGGGUAGCGUGACACUAAUCUGCUUGGACUAAAAUUAAAGUCCUGGGCACCUCUCCCUGAUCUACCUAUCUCAACGACUUUGUCUUCAAGAUGUCUACACCACAGCUGGCCACAUUCAAGGUACCUGCAGUCGAAAAUGAACCUAUGCGAAGUUAUGCUGUGGGAUCAGCAGAGCGCAAGGGUCUCGAGGCUGCACUCGCUCAGAUGCAACAGGAACUUCCAUUCGAGGUUCCCUGUAUCGUGAAUGGCUUACCGAUUAGAACUGGUAAUCUUGCAAAGCAGCCCAUACCCUCCGAUCACGCCCGUCAUCUCUGCACAUACCACGAGGCAGAUGAAUCUACCGUAGCUAGUGCGAUUGAUGGUGCCCUUGCUGCCAAGGCUGAGUGGGAGGCCAUGCCUUGGAACGAUCGCGCCGCCAUCUUCCUGCGUGCUGCAGAGCUUGUUAGCGGCAAGUACCGUUACAAAUUGAUAGCAGCUACUAUGCUUGGUCAAGGGAAGAACGCUUGGCAGGCAGAGAUUGAUGCUGCUGCUGAGCUCUCGGACUUCUUCCGUUUCGGCGUCAAAUAUGUCGAGGAGCUCUACGCACAGCAACCUCCUAAGAACUCAGCAGGAGCAUGGAACCGUGUCGAGUAUCGUGCACUGGAAGGAUUUGUCCUCGCAGUUUCGCCAUUCAACUUCACGGCAAUUGGUGGCAACCUCCCAGGUGUUCCCGCGAUCGUCGGUAACACUGUCGUAUGGAAGCCUUCACCGGCGGCUACGUAUUCCAACUACUUGGUCUACCAGAUUCUCGCGGAAGCCGGUGUUCCAGCCGGUGUCAUCCAGUUCGUUCCCGGGCCACCUCCAGAAGUCGUCGCACAGGCCAUAUCCCACCCCAACUUUGCAGCACUCCACUUCACAGGCAGCACCUUUAUCUUCAAGAAGCUAUGGAAGGACAUUGCCGCAAACCUAGACAAGUACAAAGGGUAUCCGAGAAUCGUCGGUGAGACAGGAGGGAAGAACUUCCAUGUCAUCCACAAGUCGGCAGACGUCCGAAAUGCAGUUUUGCAGACUAUUCGAGGCGGCUUUGAGUAUCAAGGACAAAAAUGUUCUGCAUUGUCACGGCUAUAUGUUUCCUCUUCGCUUUGGUCAUCUGGAUUCAAAGAUAUGUUCUUGUCAGAGGUUGCGAAGAUCAAAGUGGGGUCACCAUCAGACUUUAGCAACUUCAUGGGACCCGUGAUAGGUCGUCCCGCUUAUGACAAAAUAAUGGGCUUCAUCCAGAAAGCCAAGGAUGCGGGAGGGGAGGUUCUUAUCGGUGGCACCGGUGAUGACUCCAAGGGCUACUUCAUACAACCCACCAUCAUUUUAACCAAAGAUCCUGAAUCAAUCACGAUGAAAGAGGAAAUCUUUGGUCCUGUCAUCACUGUAAUGGUUUUUUGUUCAGAAAUGUGGCCAAAUAGACUAACAACUUUUCAGGUCUAUGUGUACGACGAUGCGAAUUAUGAGAAAACUCUAGAACUGAUCGACAACACCUCGCCUUAUGCACUGACCGGCUCUAUCUUCGCCGCAGACCGCAAAGCGCUUCUGACUGCCACAAACAAGCUACGCAACGCUGCCGGCAACGUCUAUUACAAUGAGAAAUGCACUGGCGCGGUCGUGGGUCAACAACCCUUUGGAGGAGCACGAGCAAGCGGGACCAACGACAAAGCUGGGAGUAUUAGUAUCUUCUACCGGUUCGUUUCGGCGAGAAGCAUGAAAGAGAACUUCGUGGGUCUGGAGGACUUCCAAUACCCGUCGAACUUGAUUUGAGAUAAUUGGUGUGUAACAAGAAGAAUCGAUGUUGUAUCAAUCAAAGAAUCAUGCUACUUG